Molecule: messenger RNA, 1833 nt
Organism: Lasiosphaeria miniovina
Lineage: Eukaryota; Fungi; Ascomycota; Sordariomycetes; Sordariales; Lasiosphaeriaceae
Product: glycosyl hydrolase family 76-domain-containing protein
Exons: 3
Coding region: 1-1833 (610 amino acids)
Biological process (GO): fungal-type cell wall biogenesis; carbohydrate catabolic process
Molecular function (GO): mannan endo-1,6-alpha-mannosidase activity
Source: RefSeq, a predicted model, not a curated record
AUGGCGGAGGACAUGAUGUCAUUCUACCAUGGUGAUCAGCCGGGAGGGACCCCUGGCCUGCUACCCUUACCAUACUACUGGUGGGAAGCCGGCGCUCUAAUGGGCUCCCUCGUCGAUUACUGGUACUACACGGGCGACUCGAGGUGGAACAACAUCACGAAAGAGGGCAUGCUCUACCAGGUCGGCCCCAACAACGACUACAUGCCGCCGAACCAAACAAUGACCGAAGGGAAUGACGACCAAGGCUUCUGGGGCAUGGCGGUUAUGUCGGCGGCCGAGUACAACUUCCAGAACCCCCCGAGCGAUAAACCACAGUGGCUGGCACUGGCCCAGGCCGUCUUCAAUACCCAAGCGGCUCGGUGGGAUAGUCAAGAUUGCGGGGGCGGCCUUCGCUGGCAGAUAUUCACCUGGAACAAUGGCUACGACUACAAGAAUUCCAUCUCGCAGGCCUGCUUCUUCAAUAUUGCCGCACGACUAGCCCGGUACACGGGCAAUCAGUCGUACGCUGGAUGGGCCGACCGCACAUGGGACUGGAUGGUGGAUGCCAAGCUCCUGGACCCGAAAACAUACUACAUCUACGAUGGCACGCACAUUAACAACUGCUCCGCCAUUACGCCGUACCAGUGGACUUACAACGCCGGGGCGUUUCUCCUGGGCGCCGCUGCCAUGUACAACUACACGUCCGGAACCACCCGGGACAUGUGGAAGCAACGCGUCAACGGCCUGCUCGAUGGUAUCAACGUGUUCUUUGCCGGAAACAAGAGCGAUGUCAUGACCGAGGUGGCGUGCGAGCCCGUGAACCUGUGCGACCUCGACCAGCAGAGCUUCAAGGCGUAUCUGUCACGCUGGAUGGCGUCCACGACGAAGUGGGCGCCCUGGACGUACGACCGCAUCAAGCCGCUUCUCGCCACGUCCGCCAUCGCCGCCGCGUCGACGUGCACGGGAGGCGACAACAAGCGCAUGUGCGGACACCAAUGGACCGAGCAUGGCAAGUGGGACGGCUCGACGGGCGUCGGCCAGCAGAUGUCCGCCAUGGAGAUUGUGCUCGCCAACAUGAUCCAGCAAGUCACGGCCCCCGUCACUAACAGCACGGGCGGCACGAGCGCCGGCAACCCGGGCGCCGGCGGCUCCGACGUGGGCCGCACCGACCCCUUCGACAUCAGCGGCUCGUUCCCCCCCAUGACUACUGCCGGCCGUGUCGGGGCUUACAUCUGCACUGCCCUCAUGGCCAUCGGCCUACUAUGCGGUUGCGCCUUUACGGUCUCGCAGCGCGUCUCGGGCCUGCGCUCGGUCGCUGCCUUAGGAGGCGUUGGCGGCGGCGGCGGCGGCCGAGGCGGAAUUCUGCGCAACGCUCAUAAUGAUGAUAAGGGCAAAAUAGCGUUGAUGCAGCAGUCCGAGAGCGAAAACAGCUUUGCGUACACGGCCUCGGCAUUCUUGGAAAAGGACGACGAGGUUAUGGUUAAUACACACUACCUCGUUCCCAGCGACGAGGCUUACUACCGAACGCCGCGCCCUGCACCGCGCCCGCCGCCACUGCCUCCCCGAUACCACAUGAGAACCCAAUCGCCUGGCUCUGCGUCUCCUGCCUAUUGGAGAAAUAAUACCGGUGGCGGUGGUGGAGGAAGGUUCGCAGGAGCAGGAGGAGUCGGGCACGGCAACCAGCGCCUAGAUUUCCGCCGCAACAACUCUUUACAAUCGUCGCCACCGCCGCAUCAGCAGCCGCAAAGGAUAUCCUUCCCUAGAGUAGACGGGUCUACGUCGCUCCGUAAGAAGGCGAUACAUAACCGCGUCGUGCACUUUGGGCGCGACAUCAACGGCAACCAGCGCGCAUAG